CAGCUCACCCACAUCAUAGUUUCUGAGAAAGAGAGCUAGCUAGGGUUUUAUAACCCUUUCAGCUCCACACUCCCAACUCCAUUCAUUCUCUCUCUCUUUUCUUUUGCUUAAUACAAAUGGCCUUAAUGGCAGAUCACCAUUCCUUGGCAGUUGCAUUUGGUGUCUUAGGUAACAUCAUCUCAGUCCUUGUAUAUCUGGCUCCACUACCAACAUUCUACAGAAUAUACAAAAAGAAAUCAACGGAAAGUUUCCAAUCACUGCCUUACCAGGUGGCAUUGUUCAGCUCGAUGCUAUGGCUUUAUUACGCGUUAAUGAAAAAGGGUGCCUUCCUUCUCAUCACCAUCAACUCCUUUGGGUGUGUUGUAGAGACUAUAUACAUAGCUAUAUACAUAGCUUAUGCAACCAAGAACAGCAGGGUGUCUGCUAUAAAACUUUUUGUAGCUAUGAACGUUGCGCUCUUCUCAUUCAUCAUUAUUCUCACACACUUCCUGGUGAAAGGUUCAAUUCGUGUCCAGGUUCUGGGUUGGAUUUGCGUUGCUAUCUCUGUAUCUGUGUUUGCAGCCCCCUUAAACGUUGUGGCACGAGUAAUUCGAACAAAGAGCGUUGAGUUCAUGCCUUUCAACUUAUCAUUUUUCCUAACAUUGAGUGCAGUAAUGUGGUUUGCCUAUGGACUAUUUAUGAAGGACCUCUGUGUAGCUCUCCCGAAUGUGAUAGGCUUCGUCCUGGGGAUGCUCCAGAUGCUGCUUUACGCAAUUUACAGAAACAGCGAAAAGGUUAUAGAGGAGAAGAAGAUACCAGAACAAAUGAAAGGUGUUGUAGUGCUUAGCACAUUAGGCCCCUCAGAAGUGUAUCCUGUAGGUGUAGAUAUUGAACCAGAUGUUAAGCCAAAAGAAGAUACGACAGAGAAUGAACAGACAGGGGAGCCUGACAAAAAUGAUGUCAAAUGCUUGGAAGAUUCCAGUGAAUGUCCUGUUUGAUUUAAACACUAAAAUGUACCCACCCCAAGUUAUCAAAUUUGUUGUGAGUUCAGAUACCUCAUUUCUUUUCAACCGCACCACAACACACAACAAAUGAGCCAGGAUGUAUGUAUUUCUGCCAUGUUUUUAUUUAUGUCUUGGAUGCCAUUGAUACAGAAUAUGUAGUUAUUGUUUUUGAAAUUCCAGAGUGAUAGCUUUCUCUACUUUUCCUACAAA
Gossypium arboreum is the source of this 1193-nucleotide messenger RNA. Its product is annotated as bidirectional sugar transporter SWEET15-like. The record is from RefSeq and is a predicted model, not a curated record. Lineage: Eukaryota; Viridiplantae; Streptophyta; Magnoliopsida; Malvales; Malvaceae. The transcript is spliced from 6 exons. Gene Ontology annotation, molecular function: sugar transmembrane transporter activity. Gene Ontology annotation, cellular component: membrane. Gene Ontology annotation, biological process: carbohydrate transport. Bases 117 to 977 code for a protein of 286 amino acids.